GCUCAAAAACGUUGCUACUUAUGUCAAUGAUAGCGUUAUUUGACCUUCGUGCAACUGAUCUCUUCUCUGGUAAUUUAUUGCUGUAUCCAGUUACAAGUGCGGAAGUGAAUCAGAAUGAUCUCGUGAUGAGCACAUCCCUUGCAUUUGAAUGAUGUGUACAUUACAAUACGAUUAAAGGGAAAAUCGAAAAAAUAUUUCAAUAUAAAACUGUGACUCUACGGUGUGGAACGAAAUAAUAAGUGUGGAAAUAAAGAAAUAGUCGUUUUGGUCAUAUUUGCUGUAUCAAGUUACAAGUGCGGAAGUUAAUCAGAAUGAUCUCGUGAUGAGCCCAUCCUUUGCAUUUCAAUGAUGUGUACAUUACAAUACGAAGAAAGACAAAAUCGAAGAAAUAUUUCAAUAUAAAACUGUGACUCUACGUUGUGGAACGAAAUAAUAAGUGUGGAAAAGAAGAAAUAGUCGUUUUUAUCAUAUUUGCUGUAUCAAGUUACAAGUGCGGAAGUGAAUCAGAAUGAUCUCGUGAUGAGCCCAUCCCUUGCAUUUCAAUGAUGUGUACAUUACAAUACGAAGAAAGGCAAAAUUGAAGAAAUAUUUCAAUAUAAAACUGUGACUCUACGUUGUGGAACGAAAUAAUAAGUGUGGGAAAGAAGAAAUAGUCGCUUUGGUCAUAUUUGCAUCUUCAAACGGAAUCACGCUUUAAGUGUUAUCAAUAUGAGCAGAAUAUAAAAUGGCUUCGCCACCUAAAGAAUUAAAGAUUGAGGAAAAUGGAUCUCGUUUGAGUAAACUUUUAAUCAAUAAAGGAACCCAAGCCUUAAAAACAACAUUGCAAUCUUUAUUAAAGCCAUCAAGUUUAGCUGGUAAACUUAAAGAUCCUGCUACAAAGAAGAAACUAUCAUCUUUGAAAUAUAAAGUCAUUAAGAAUAAGCAAUGGGAACUUCUUUAUCCUUCAAUUGGUGACCUUGACAUUGAAAACUUUGACAUCACAAUAUUAACUGUCUUAUUGCGUAACAUAUGUGGUCUAACAGCUCCACAUAGUGGAUGGAAUAAUCUUCCUUCCUCUUCAGAUACUUCAAUCUCAGCAAACAUUGCAAGAAUAAAGUUUUAUCGAAACAAAGUGUACGGUCACAUAACUACAACUAGUAUAGAUGGCAGUGAGUUUGAGAACUUGUGGCAGGAAAUUUCAAAAGCAUUGGUUGGUCUGGGUAUUCAACAAACUGAAAUAGAUGAAUUAAAGAAAGCUCCCCUCACUGCCGAUGAAGCAAAUUAUGUUAAAAUGUUAAAAGAAUGGUAUAAAAAAGAAGAGCAGUUACUCGAUGUCACAGAAAAAAUCAAAGAAGAUUUGAAAGUAAUGAAUAGAAAUGUUGUAGAGAUGAAACAAGAGAUGGCAACAAAAGCUGAUGUAACCAGAAUGGAAGAAAUGAAACGGGACAAAAUAUGCUCAGAACUUAAGAAGCUUGAAAAGUGGAAAUACAUCGAUGAAUCAACGAAACAUAGAGAAUUGUUUUUAAAAUUGAUUGAAUAUGGGCGCAAUCGCAGUGUUGAGGUUAAAGUGGUGGGCAAUGUACGUGUAAUAUUCUCAGAAGAAUUUUGCAUUGGCGAAGGAAGUGAUGCAACCCGUGUUUAUCUUGGACUGGGUAAGGAUGGUUACGGUAAAGCAGUCAAACGAAUACAUCGAGAUAGCUUUAUCCAGCUUGCACAGCAAGAAAAGAAAAUUUUGAAUGAAUUCAAUGCAAAAAAGUCGAAAUAUGUUGUGAAUUAUUUCUACUUAGAAGAAGAUAAUGGAACGGAUUAUGUUUAUUUGAUCUUAGACUUAUGUGAAGAAUCACUGGUGAAGUUUGUGGAAGAUUCUACUUUGCAUGAUCUUCAAAAAGCUCUUCCUGAUAUUCUUAGACAAAUUUUAAAAGGAUUAGCUGAUCUUCAUAGCGACCCAAAUCCUAUUCUACAUCGGAAUUUGAAGCCUUCCAAUGUUCUGCGAGACUCAAAAAGUCAAUUUCUGAUAGCUGACUUUGGCAUGAGUCGAAUAAUGAAGAAUGACACGACAACAUAUAAAAGCAAUUUUUCCAUGGGAACCCAGCAUUGGAUAGCUCCUGAAUCAUAUUGCGAAGAUGAUGAUUCAGUAAACAAAGCGCGUUACAAAAGAAGGUCUGAUGUAUAUAAUGCAGGGAUGGUAGCUUAUUAUGUUGCUACAAAAGGAAAACAUCCUUUUGGAAUUCAACGGUAUAGACUGGAAAACAUGUUGAAUGGAAACCCUGUUGGUUUGAAAGAAAUCAAGGAUGAAACAUUAAAGGACCUUCUGUCGUGGAUAUUAAAUCUAAAACCUGAAGACAGACCAUAUUCUAACGAAGCAUUAAAACACCCAUUUCUCAUGUCAGAUGAUGAGAAGUUUGAAAUGUUAUGUGAAGUUGGGAAUCUUCAUCAGAUUAAGACAAAUGAUCUCCAGUCAAGUGUCGUUCAACAAUUGAAUAGCGAAUGCGUACUUUGGAAAAGUCAAAUUAAUUGGGAUGUCUAUGAUUAUUUUCGCACGUACGAGAACAAUGGAAAACUUUAUAAGGUCCAUUAUACAUCUUCAUGGGCAGAAUGCUUAAGGCUUAUUCGAAAUACUCGCCAGCAUUGGAACGAUCGACCUCUACCACAACCAGAAUUAUUUUACAAGAUUGGUGAUUACAGGGCGUAUUUUCUCCGAACAAUUCCUAAUCUCCCUGUUCGGGUACAUGCUGCGGUCAGGUCCAAUAAAGAAUUGAAAAACAAACCAGAACUCAAGAACUUUUCAAGAACACCAACAGUUCCUCCAACAACACCCGCAGAUCCUUCAAGAACACCAACAGUUCCUCCAAGAACACAACUGGUUUCUCCAAUGCCACCUCAGCGUGAGAAUGAUAGUAAACUCGAAGAGACAUUAAAAGGACUUACUUUAAAGAGAGAUCAGUAUAAAUUGGCUGCUCGCAAUUGUAAUAGAAGUGGGGACAAAGAAAAUGAAAAAAAAUAUUUGAUUGUAUCGAAGGACUUCGAUGCUGUCAUUCAAGCUGUAAAGGAUGAAAAAGAUGUUGAUCUCACACAAUGCCCUCCACCUCCCCCUGGAUUUCCAGGAUUUAAUUUGAAAAGCCAAUUUCUUGAUGAACAUUACAAAAUUAAAAGAGACGUUCAUGAAAAAUUCAAAAGCAUAUCGUGGAUAUGUGGCAACUAUGGAACAGUUAGAAAAAACAAAGUUAUACCAUAUGCUCAUAUGUAUAUCACAGUUGAUGAUGUUGAAGAAAGGUCCGAUGAAGAUUUAAAGAACGAAAUUGACAAGAUAUUUGAAUGGGAAGCAUCAAAAUUCAUUGAAAUCAGGCGUAAACCUUACAAAAGACCAAAGAUUCGAUAUUUAUCAAACUUUCGCGCUGUUCAAAAUAAUGAUACCCCAAAUCCAAUGCGAACACCGAAUGAUGUUGUUAUGGAAAACCAAUCAGCCGAUGGCUCUCGUGGUACAAUGACAAUGUUCUGUGGCAAAAACAAUAAGUAUUACGCCUUGACAUGCGCACAUGUUGCUUGUGGCGCAAGUGACAUGGUGGACAGUGCAUUGGCUUUCAAUCAGAAAAAUGACUUUUUGGCAAUUCGCGAUGCCGUCAAACACCUUAAUGAAGGUACAGCUUAUUUUUACAAACUACCAAACAGUGAUAAUGAAUUUCUACUUCCCUCUAAAGGCGUGAUUGGUCAUUUUGACAAAGAAGUUGAUAUUGUGAGAAUUUUCAUCGGUGAUAAACGUUGUUUUCAGAAGCUUGGAGGAGAUGACAUGGAACGUUUUGCCUUGAAUUUAGAUCUAGCAUAUGAAGAACUUUACGAAAGAUUGGAAAAUGAGGAUGAAUCUGUGAGAGUUCGAACAGAUUAUCAUAACUUUGGUACUUUAAGUGAUCUACAUGGUACUCACUUGACAAGGCAUUCAAGAGAAGUCAUUUUUGAAGAUGCAGUGAUGGUCAAAAGUGAUUGCCAAUUUCUAAAAGAAAGUGACUCUGGUGUACUUGUUUAUUUUUUGGAUAAACAAGGAAAGUGGCAGCCAUUUGCAUAUGGUGUAUGUGAUAUAGAAGAUGAUGGUGAGGGUGGUGAGGGUGGUUGUGGUGAUGGUGGUAAUAUUAAUGAUGAUGAUGGUAGUGAUGGUGGUAAUGAUGAUGAUGAUGGUGUUGAUGAUGGUGGUGAUAAUGGUGAUGAUGGUGAUGAUGGUGAUGGUGGUGAUGGUAAUGAUGAUGAUGAGGGUGAUGGUAGUGAUGGCAGAAAUAUUGAUGAUGGUGAGGGUGGUGAAUGUGGUUGUGGUGAUGAUGGUGACAUUGAACGUGAUGGUGUGGGUGAUGGUGUGAUAUUUGAAGGAGGUCCACGUUUGAAGACCUUCGUAUGUUUAAAAUUAGAUAAUGCUUUAACUGCUGUUGAAUUGAAGGAUUGUGAAUACUACAGGUCAGAGGUCAAAACAGCAAUCCAACGUAAUCGGAACAAGACCAAACGAUAGCAGAAGUUUCUACUAACAUUGACAAGAAAUAAUAAGACAUAAGAUUGUUUCUGAAUAUUGCCGAACUGGAUCCGCUGGUGAAUAAAAUAUCUUUUCUUCAUGAAUAAUCGUUUGUUAUUUUUGAUAAGUUUGAUAAACUCAUUAGGUUUAAGAUAGAUAUGGAAAUCAGUACCUGGAUUGUAUUGCAAAUCUAUGCCAUUUUUGUAAAAAAAAUCCACUAUUGAUAGGCAGGCUUAGGUGGGUAUAUAAGCAGAUAGAUAAAUAGAUAAAAUAGUAAAUAGUUUAAUAAAAUUUGACAUAUGGCAGCCCAUUGGCUAAAUUGCAUGCGGAGUUUUAACAAUGAGAAUUCUAUUACCAAAAGUCAACAAAAAAGUUUGGAUUAUAUAUAACUUAAAACUGGA
This is a messenger RNA of Xenia sp. Carnegie-2017, 4872 nucleotides long. RefSeq lists its product as uncharacterized. Gene Ontology annotation, biological process: mRNA processing; intrinsic apoptotic signaling pathway in response to endoplasmic reticulum stress; IRE1-mediated unfolded protein response. The transcript has 11 exons. Gene Ontology annotation, molecular function: ATP binding; protein serine/threonine kinase activity; RNA endonuclease activity. NCBI's taxonomy places the organism in Eukaryota, Metazoa, Cnidaria, Anthozoa, Malacalcyonacea, Xeniidae. The coding region runs from base 725 to 4471 and encodes 1248 amino acids. The record is from RefSeq and is a predicted model, not a curated record. Gene Ontology annotation, cellular component: IRE1-TRAF2-ASK1 complex.